AUGUGGACAGUAAACCGCUUGAUGGCGGACAACGGCCAAUUGCUAGCUCUCGAAAAUAUCGGAAAUGUUGGAUACAUAGCAGUGGAGUCUAAGUCUGCAAUCAAGUAUCUCGGUAUCAUGAUCUACCGCAGGCUAAACUUCGGGGCGCAGAUCCAGCAAACUUCAGAUAAAUCUGCGAAGAGAAUUACUUUCCUGAGUAGGCUUAUGGGCAACGUCACCGGGUCCAAUGCCAGUAAGCGCCGAUUGCUAAUGAUCGCGGUACAGUCUGUACUCCUCUACGGUGCUAAAGUGUGGGCGGACUUGCUUAGCAAGGAGUCGUAUCAGGACCGCAUGGCGCAGGUACAGAAGAGAGCAACGCUUAGAAUAGUUUUUGCUUACAGGACGGUGUUUGAAUCAGCCAUACUAACAAUCAAAGAAGUUAUACCAAUUGCGCUCUUGGCGCAAGAAAGUAAGGCGGUGCACCUCAGGAAAAUCGAGGUUGAAAAGGCGGUAACAAGCAAAGAUUAG
Molecule: messenger RNA, 507 nt
Organism: Vespa crabro (European hornet)
Lineage: Eukaryota; Metazoa; Arthropoda; Insecta; Hymenoptera; Vespidae
Exons: 2
Coding region: 1-507 (168 amino acids)
Source: RefSeq, a predicted model, not a curated record